AAAAAGUACGUGAUGCUGAGUUCAGGGAAACUGCUGCAGAGGGUACAAGAAGAGUAGGAGUAGCAUCAGUACUCACAGGUACUUCUGAGCUGCAGGCUGAGAAACCCAGAGAGAGAGAGAGAGAGAGAGAGAGAGAGAGAGAGAGAGAGAGAGAGAGAGAGAGAGAGGGGGCAUCCUGAGUUUCCUCAGCAGUGACUUCCCAGGCAAGGAGAUGUUUUUGACACAGGCGAACACAAUGAGGUUUCUAAUUCCACUGUGUGUGCUGAUAAUACACGUGGGCCUAACAAGGAGCCAAAUUACAGUGGAAACAACGACAGAAACAACAGUGGAAACAACAGGGGGAUCAAUCCCUUAUCAACCACCAGUGGGACCAAUUGUGAACCAUAUCACAGGUAGAUGCUCAGUACCCACAGCACUAUGUUGCAUGGGACAUAAUAAUUCCUGCAAUAGAGGCUGUUAUUGUGAUGAAAUCUGUGUGCAAUUUGGGGACUGCUGUCCAGAUUACUUACAAACCUGCAAAAAUGGAACAUCCCAGGUUACAAACACAACGACUACGACAACGACAACCACAACCACAACACCAAGUACACCCAACCAUGGGGGAUCAAUCCCUUAUCAACCACCAGUGCCAACUACAAUGACUACAACACCAACUACACCGAACAAUGUUCCAACCACAAGGCCAACUACAGUUCAAACUGCAACGACUACAACACCAAGUACACCCAACCAUGGGCCAACUACAGUGCCACCUGCAACAGCUACAACAUCAAGUACACCCAACCAUGUUCCAACCACAAGGCCAACUACUGUGCCAACUGCAACGACUACAACACCAAGUACACCCAACCAUGGGCCAACUACAGUGCCACCUGCAACAGCUACAACAUCAAGUACACCCAACCAUGUUCCAACCACAAGGCCAACUACUGUGCCAACUGCAACGACUACAACACCAAGUACACCCAACCAUGGGCCAACUACAGUGCCACCUGCAACAGCUACAACAUCAAGUACACCCAACCAUGUUCCAACCACAAGGCCAACUACAGUUCAAACUGCAACGACUACAACACCAAGUACACCCAACCAUGGGCCAACUACAGUGCCACCUGCAACAGCUACAACAUCAAGUACACCCAACCAUGUUCCAACCACAAGGCCAACUACUGUGCCAACUGCAACGACUACAACAACAAGUACACCCAACCAUGGGCCAACUACAGUGCCACCUGCAACAGCUACAACAUCAAGUACACCCAACCAUGUUCCAACCACAAGGCCAACUACUGUGCCAACUGCAACGACUACAACAACAAGUACACCCAACCAUGGGCCAACUACAGUGCCACCUGCAACAGCUACAACAUCAAGUACACCCAACCAUGUUCCAACCACAAGGCCAACUACUGUGCCAACUGCAACGACUACAACAACAAGUACACCCAACCAUGGGCCAACUACAGUGCCACCUGCAACAGCUACAACAUCAAGUACACCCAACCAUGUUCCAACCACAAGGCCAACUACUGUGCCAACUGCAACGACUACAACAACAAGUACACCCAACCAUGGGCCAACUACAGUGCCACCUGCAACAGCUACAACAUCAAGUACACCCAACCAUGUUCCAACCACAAGGCCAACUACUGUGCCAACUGCAACGACUACAACACCAAGUACACCCAACCAUGGGCCAACUACAGUGCCACCUGCAACAGCUACAACAUCAAGUACACCCAACCAUGAAAUUGUUCAACUUCCAACCACAACAAUAAUUGAAAUGCCAACUACAACGACUACAACACCAAUGGGAACAAUCUUGUACCAACCACCAGGAUACUUCUACCCAUUUGGACUUGGAGAUAUAGUAAAUGGAAAGAUAGAUGAUGGAAGUUCAUCUGUCAUCACUCUUCAGCAACCAUUUAUAUAUUUUGGAAACACAUACAACCAAAUGUUUGUAAACAACAAUGGACACUUAACCUUUAAUAACCCAUGGAACAGUUUCACUCCCUACCAAUUCCCUGCGCAUGGUGGACGGGACAUCAUUGCUCCAUUUUGGACAGAUAUCGAUAAUCGUGGAAAUGGUGUCAUUUCAUAUCAGCAGUACACUUCUGGCAGUGUUCUCACUCAAGCUACUCAAGACAUAAAUCAAUAUUUCCCCCAGCUGAGUUUCAGUGCCACCUGGGUCUUUGUUGCAACAUGGGAUCGAGUAGCAUACUAUUCUUACUCUGGCACGGAAACAUCUUUCCAAGUAGUUUUGAUUUCCAAUGGCCAUCUUUCAUUUAUUCUGAUGAACUACGGUGUGAUUGCUCCAACAUCCCACCAUGUGCAGGCUGGUUACGACACAGCUAGUUCCAAUGACUAUUUCUCAAUUCCUGGGUCUUUUCAAAACAACUACACAAGUUUCACCUACAGCAGUAAUGUGCAUGUCUCAGGAAGAUGGGCAUUUCGUGUAGAUCAUGGAUCACAAAUGUGUCAUUUUAAUGGCACCUCUGUGCCACGUGAUACCACGUUCUGGACGGAUAACUCUUGCCAGCAAAAAUGCACUUGCACCCAGGCAGGUCUCCAGUGCAUCUCACAGCCAUGCACAUUUUCUCAAGCCUGCCGUCCUGCUGCGUUCCAGUUUGGCUGCCAAAAUAUACCACGCAAAACCUGCACCGUUUAUACUGAUCCCCACUACAUCACCUUCGAUGGUCGAAGCUUUCCCUUUCAAGGAAUCUGUACCUACAUCCUGUCUGAGGCCUGUGGAAAUGACGUGCCAUACUAUCGCGUUGAAGGAAAGAAUGAGCAUCGGGGUAGUACAUAUCUGUCAUGGAUACGCCUGGUUAGGGUAUUUGUCUAUGACAAAGAACUGGAACUGGUGAAAGGUCAUCCAUAUGAGGCCAAGGUGAAUGGAACGUUUGCAGUAACACCAUUCAGCCUUAACAAUGGUUCCAUUCAGGUCUAUCGAUCAGGUGGUUCUAUAGUCAUCAGCACAGAUUUUGGACUGGUUGUUACAUAUGAUACAUAUAGGUAUGUGACCAUCAAUGUACCAUAUGAGUACCAAAACAGCACAUGUGGCCUGUGUGGUAACUUUAAUUACCGCCAAGAUGAUGACUUCCGCACACCUUCAGGAGAAAUCUUGAGCUCAGACUUGGAAUUUGGAAACUCCUGGAAGGCACAGGGUGACAAUGACCCCGGCUGCGAGAAGACCCAGUGCUCAGGCCUAGAAUGUGCAGGUUGUACCACAGAUCAGAGCAACCUUUAUAAUAACUCGGAUCACUGUGGGAUCAUGGCAGAUAUUAAUGGUCCCUUUGCCAACUGCCACUCAAGUCUGUCACCUCAGACCUUUAUAAACAGCUGUGUAUAUGAUCUAUGUGUGGGAGGUGGAUACCAGCCAAUUCUGUGUGGAACAAUCAGUGUUUAUGCUACUCAGUGCCAGCAGCAAGGCAUACAGCUGGGUCAGUGGAGGAGACCAGGAUUCUGUGAAAUGCCAUGCCCUGUCCACAGUCACUAUGAAUUCCAGGGAACAAGCUGCCCAGCAACAUGCAGUAACCCCUCUGCACCUUUACACUGCACCUUACCAAAUCAGGAAAGCUGUAUCUGUGAUGCAGGAUAUGUCCUAAGUGGUGGUGAAUGUGUUCUUCAGAGUAACUGUGGUUGCACUUUUGAAGGACUUUACUAUGCUGAGGGUCAAUCAGUGGUAUUGGACAGUGACUGUGGCAGGCUAUGCACCUGCACCAAUAUGGUAAUGAGCUGUCAACAUCAUCAGUGUGGCCCACAGGAGAUGUGUACCACCAAUAAUGGUGUAAGGGGCUGCAGACCUAUCAGUUAUUCCACCUGUUGGGUUGACCGACUAGGCUCAUAUCACACCUUUGAUGAACUGGCUUUCAGUUAUCCUGGAGCCUGUGAACUCACCCUCACAAGAGUUAUAGGAUCAUCCCUACUAGCUAACUUUGCAGUGAUCAUACAGAAAGUUCCCAUGGGUCUUCAGGGCUUCUCAAAGUUGCUUAAAUUUGAGACAGAUGGAAAACGGAUCUCCAUAGACAUGAAAGAAGGAGGAAGUGUGCAGGUUGAUGGCCAGGUAGUUGCUCUACCUUUCAGUGUUGGCAAUAGUCAAAUCCUUAUCUACCACAGCAGUGUGAACAGUAUCAUUAUAGAAACAUCCUUUGGGGUAACUGUGAGAGCUGACUGGUCACAGCUAAUCAGAAUCACUGCACCCAGCACCUACAAUGGUACACUUGGAGGCUUGUGUGGGAAUUUCAAUGGAAACCAAGGAGAUGAAUUUUACAGCCCAGGUGGAGUCUUGUUAAAUACUGCACAGGUGUUUGGGGAUAGCUGGAGAAAUGGGUCUCAUUCAGCCAACUGCAUAGAAUCAGACGUCAUCCAACCAGGACAGAACAGAAGCGAGUUCACUGAGUACUGCAGCAUCAUGGCCUCUACAGAUGGGCCAUUUGCUCAGUGCCACAGCAGUCUGAACCCUUACAUAUGGAUAGCACAUUGCAGACACAAUUUGGAACAGACCCAUGGUGCCAUAGAGGCCUUGUGUGAGGCUCUACAAGCCUACUCUGUACUCUGCAAGCAAAAUGGCAUUAGUGUAGGAGAAUGGAGAAAUAUUACCAACUGUGAUUUCCCAUGCCCAGCCCAUAGCCACUUUGAGGAAUGUGGCACUUCCUGCCCUGCAGCCUGUCCCAGUCUGUCUUUUCCCUUCCCUUGCACUCAAUACUGCCAAGAAGGAUGCCAGUGUGAUAAUGGGCUUCUGCUAAGUGGAGACCAGUGUGUUCCCCCUACUGGUUGUGGCUGUUUUCAUGAAGGCCGUUACAGGCAGAGUGGAGAGCAGUUCUGGUAUGGUGAGCAGUGUCUUGUCCAUUGUGUCUGUGAUGGGACCUCAGGUAUCGUCCACUGUAGUUCAUCAUCUUGUCAAGAUCAGGAAAUAUGCCGUGUCAUUGAUGGAGAAUAUGGCUGCCAUUCUCAACCCAGUGCUACAUGCUCUGCUUCAGGGGACCCCCACUACACCUCUUUUGAUGGAUAUAGAUUUGAUUUCCAGGGUACAUGCCAAUAUACACUGGCAACUGUAUGUAACGAUACUCUAGGGCUACCAUAUUUUGAAGUCACUGCACGAAAUGAAGCAUGGAAUGGACUCUCAGUGUCAAUCACUGUUGAAGUUAAUGUCAAUGUUUCAGGACAUCUGGUGCACGUUUCACGCAAUAUGUAUGGCACAGCAAAGAUUGAUAGUGAAACCAGGAACCUUCCUGCCCUUCUCGACUCUGGCCGUGUGUCAGUUUACUCCAGUGGACAGAAUACAUAUAUUACAACUGACUUUGGCCUAAGUGUGAGUUACGAUGGCUCUUGGGUGGUGCUAAUCACAGUUCCAGGGAAUUACAGUGGAGCCACAUGUGGCCUCUGUGGUGACUUCAAUGGUAACAGCAAUGAUGAUUUCCGUAUGCGAUCUGGUACGCUGACUUCUUCUGCUUCAGAAUUUGGAGCUGACUGGGAAGUGGGGAAUGACACAACAUGUAAUCACGGUUGUGGAGACUCAUGCUCAGCAUGCCAAGACCCAUCUAUAGCACAGUCUCUGUGUGCAAUCAUAAUUGACAAUCGGGGUCCUUUGAGUUUCUGUCAUGCACAUGUUGAUCCUCAGGCCUAUUUUAAUGACUGUGUCUUUGAUCUAUGCCUCUCUGGGCACAGAAGUGAUGUACUGUGCCGUUCCAUUGAAACGUAUGUUGGUAAAUGUCAGUCUGCCAAUGUCAGGAUUUACCCCUGGAGAGAAAACACGACAUGCCGUAUGGACUGCCCCAUGAACAGUCAUUAUGAGCUAUGUGGCUCAGACUGUGGAGACACCUGUGCCAGCUACAUAAAUGCUACGUGUGACACAGCAUGCAGAGAGGGCUGUUUCUGUGACGAAGGCUUUGUAAGGAGUGGUGGAAACUGUGUGCCUGUGGAGCAGUGUGGUUGCUCAUACAAUGGAUUGUAUUUCCAGGCCGGUGAGCAGUUCUGGACUGAAGGAUGUUCACAACGCUGUGAGUGCUUUGCUCCAAAUGACCUGCGCUGCAUCUCUGCCUUUUGCACUCCCACCCAGGAGUGUGUGGUCAAGAAUGGUAGACUCGGCUGCUACAGCCAAAUGUCAACUUGCAUGGUCUCAGGCGAUCCCCAUUAUUUUACCUUUGAUGGGGCUGUGGCCCACUUUCAGGGUACUUGUUCAUAUGAGAUUUCUCAGACAUGUGGGAGUGUCUCUGACAACGGUCUACAAUUCCAUGUGGUGGCAACCAACAUGCAUCGUGGGAGCACGGUUGUGUCCUUUGUAUCUGUAGUGGAUGUGUGGCUAACUAAACAACAGGAGCAAACACGAAUUACAAUCGGACAAAACAGGAGAGUGAAGGUUGAUGGGAAGGAAGUGGACUCAUCUGCUUAUCAAAUCAGUCAUCUAGCAGAAAUAUAUCAUGAGCAGAAUUUUAUAGUUGUGAAUGCGUCACAUGAGCUCAUGGUCUACUUCGAUGGUCGUUUUACACUUUUAGUGAGACUGGGCCCAGGCUUCCAUGGAUCUGUAUGUGGGAUGUGUGGUAACAAUAAUGGAGAUCCUACAGAUGACAAGACCCUGCCGGAUGGAGCACUUGCACCAAAUGAUGCUGUUUUUGGCAACAGCUGGAAAUCAAACAUCAGUAGCCCAGGAUGUGGUGCUACUGACCAGCUUGGUGAUGCUAAUGAAUGCCCCUUCAAAGAAGAGUACUCUGAACUCUGCAGCAUCAUCACCAACACCAGUGGACCUUUCCGGCACUGCCAUUUCCAUAUCAACCCUGAAUCUUACUUCACUUCCUGUGUGUAUGACUUGUGUGCUUACCCACAGUCAUGGGGACAAGACCUGCUUUGUUCAACUGUGGAGGCCUAUGAUGCUGCUUGCACCAUACUGGAGCUCCAAAUCCCAGACUGGCGCUCUGAUCUAUCUUGCUCAACAGUGGACCCCUGUGAGGCUCUGGACUGUACUGAGAAUGAAUGGUGCGGGGAGAAAGAUGGCAUCUAUGGCUGCUUCUGUAAUGAGAAUUAUCCCAGACCGAACCCUGAAUCUUACAACUCUACUGAAAUAUGUGAGAGCAGCUCUGGCACCAUGAUUCUAUCCCGCUGUCAGCUGUUUGAAGCUGGUUUUCCUGCUAACAACCUGCACUUACAUGACCCCAGCUGCAAAGGAAAAGUUGAAGAUGGCAGACUGGUUUUCCACUUUGAUAAUGAUGACCACAUCUGUGGCACAAAUCUCACGGCCAAUGGCACCCACUUCAUUUAUGAGAACCAAAUCCAAGGGGAGGUGGACGCACCAGAAGGCUCUAUUCACAGGGAGAAAAGAUUGGAACUUAACUUCUCCUGCAUCUACCAGCUCACCCAGACAUUCAGCAUGGACACAGAGCUGAAUCCUAUUCAGAGCAUUGUGCACAAGAUUCUUCCAACUGGGCAGGGCAUGUACCAGGUCAGGAUGAUUCCCUAUGAGGAUGCUGGAUUCUCCCACCAGUACACUGGCAGGGUGGAUAUAGAGGUGGGCCAGCAAAUCUACAUAGGUGUCUUUGUUCAAGGAGUCGACAGCCGUCAGAUUGCCACAGUGAUAGAUUCCUGUUGGGCUACACCUGUAAAUGAGGACAACUAUACUGUCCGCUGGGACCUCAUCACUAGAAAGUGUCCUAAUCCACACGAUGGCACAGUGAAGAUUUUUGAGAAUGGUGUCUCCACAACUGGACGAUUCUCCUUCAAGAUGUUUUCUUUUCAUGAAAAUGAAUCCAAGGUUUUCCUUCACUGCAGCAUUCACCUUUGCCUUCUGAGAAAUCACAACUGUGCAGCGCGUUGUUUCCCUGGAUAUCGCCACCGUUCAGGCAGGUCUGUGGACAUUCAUGACAGUGCCUCCAUCUCCAUGGGGCCUUUUAUCUGGACCGCAAAAAGCAGAGGUGUGUAGGCCCAAGAGGAAAUAAAAAUGUCUUUUAUUGCAUUUCCUGAGCAUCCGGAUCAUUCUCCAAAUGCAUUAUGAGCAAAGAUUUUACGGCUUUAGUUUCUCUGUUAAAGAGUUUCCAUGACUUCUGAAUCAUAAAGAAAUAUUAAUUGUUAAUUACACAAUGAUUGAAUCUGUCUGUUUAAAUGAUUGAACAUCCUUUACAUUCAUUCUUAUUACUCUUAACCUUUGAGGGAGUUUGAGCUUGAGUUUGAGUAACAAUACACAUUACACUGACUGGGAGAAUAAAUUAAUGUUGGGUGUUCAAAUGGUGUGAAAUAUGUACUUCACCCUAUAGAAUGAUUCUACAGUAAUCCUGAAAAUGUUUUCCAUGUCUAGGCUGUUUUACGAUUUCAAUAAAGUUCUCUCUAACUGAGAAUGUUCUGUUUA
Molecule: messenger RNA, 8338 nt
Organism: Pangasianodon hypophthalmus (striped catfish)
Lineage: Eukaryota; Metazoa; Chordata; Actinopteri; Siluriformes; Pangasiidae
Product: alpha-tectorin
Exons: 53
Coding region: 212-7915 (2567 amino acids)
Biological process (GO): cell-matrix adhesion
Molecular function (GO): protein binding
Source: RefSeq, a predicted model, not a curated record